AUGGAGGACCUCUGCACGACUCCGGCAUGCAUCCACCUCGCAUCCGAAGUCCUCUGGGGCCUCGCCAAGAACUAUACUGAGAUUGACCCGUGCACUAACUUCGAUGAGCUCGUCUGUGGUAGUUGGGCUGCUUACCACGAGAUUCCCGCCGGUAGUUCGUCCACCAUGGCCCUCACCGCUCAGCAGGACGACAUUUACAUUACGGUGCGCAACAUUCUCGAAGGCCCGUACCCGCACGAAGGCUGGAUAACAGUCGGCCUAACCGACGAGCAAGCCAAGGUCGACAAAAAGAACUUUGCCAAGAUCCAGAAGGCCUACGAUGUCUGCGUCGACUACACGGCCCUUGCCGAAGAGGGUCUCAAGCCUUUGGCCAAGCUCGUCAAGACCAUCGCAAGCGACUUCUCGGCCGCCUGCGAUAAUGGCGAUACGCUUCCAUACGAUCACUCCGAUGCCAUGGGAAAGUCCCUGCUCCUCUUCGAGAGCCUCGGCAUUGCAACAACACAGCGCAUCGGGCCAUCGCAAAACGACUACAACCCUAAUGAGGCUCUGAUCAACAUUUUGCCGCCCUCUAGCUCUGACGUUCCCGACGAAGAGAACCUGGCGGAAUACGUCGAGCUGGCUGCUGCUCUCAUCGCCUCGGUGCAUCCGUCCAACAUUACUGUCAAGAAGGCUGCAGCUCUUGUACAAUCGCUGCUAGUCUGGGAGGCCAGCGUGAGCAACAUCGUGGCUUCUGGAAUGGAGAGUGGCCAAGUAACGGUAUCCUUGGCCGAGAUCCAGGCUGCGGCACCUCAGUUGAACUACCAGUUCGUCAUCAACCAGCUCGCUCCCGAGGGCUACAGUGCAGACCGUGUUGUCGUCACAGCUCCCACCUACUUCCAAAAUCUCUCUCAGAUCAUCUCGCAGACACCACCCCAGGUUCUCGAGACAUUCUUUAUCUGGAAGGCUAUCUACUCGCUGUCGCCCUACAUCGAGUCCGAGCCGACCAAUGCGUACAACAACUUUCAGGCGAAGCUCUCUGGAGACCCUGAAGACCUCACGCCUCGUUGGAAGAAGUGCAUCGUACUCCUUGACGAGGGCGUCAGCUGGAUUGCUGACGAUGAGGCAGCCUCGAGCGCCAUCGGCCCCAGCGGACUGACGUGGAUACUCACAAGAUUCUUCCUGGAACAAAGUUAUUCCUGGGAAGCUAAGAACCUCACAUCUGAUAUUGUGACAAACCUCCAGGCUUCAUUCCUCGAGCGCAUCCAGUCUCGAGAAUGGGCAUCUGACGAGGUCAAAGUCGCCGCCGCCGAGAAGCUGCACGCUACCGUUAAGAAAAUCGCAUGGCCCACCGACCCAGAUGCCAUCGAUGCUCUCAAGAUUGGGGAGUUCUAUGAGAACGCUGAAAUCACCUCGUCUCAUACACAUAACGCCCUGGCUAUGGCCAAGGUCAACGUGGCCAACAAGUGGGCAAUUCUCGGCAAGCCGUUCCCCAAAGGCAUCUUCAUUUCCAGCACCCUCACUGUGAAUGCAUUCAACUGGCCUGGCCAGAACCAGAUGAUCCUGCUCGCCGGAAUCCAGCAGUUCCCUCUGUAUGACGUUGACUUUCCAUCUUAUAUGCUAUAUGGAGGAAUGGGUAGCGUUGUUGGGCAUGAAAUCACGCACGGAUUUGAUACACAAGGACGCCAGUAUGAUGCCACUGGCAACCAGACAAUAUGGUGGGAUGACGCUACUGCCGAACGAUUCACCGAAAAGGCUCAAUGCUUUGUCAAGCAAUACGACAAGUUCACCAUCACGGCCCCUAACGGGACGCAAGUCCACGUCAAUGGUGAACAAACCAUCAAUGAGAAUAUUGCCGAUGCUGGUGGUGUCGUGUCCAGCUAUGCUGCGUGGAAGAAGUGGCAGUCUACGCAUAGCAAAGCGAAAAAUCUUCCAGGCCUUGAAAAGUUCACCCAUGAACAGCUGUUCUUCGUCAAAUGGGGACAGGCGUGGUGCCAGAAUAUGAGCCCCGAGUAUGCCCUGAGUUUGAUUGAGACGGAUGUGCACAGUCCCAACGCCGCGAGGAUCUUGUUGACGCUGCAGAACUCGGUUGGCUUUAAAGAGGCCUUUAACUGUCCUAAGAAAGAGCCUCUUUGUGAGCUUUGGUGA
Molecule: messenger RNA, 2124 nt
Organism: Ilyonectria robusta
Lineage: Eukaryota; Fungi; Ascomycota; Sordariomycetes; Hypocreales; Nectriaceae
Exons: 2
Coding region: 1-2124 (707 amino acids)
Biological process (GO): protein processing
Cellular component (GO): plasma membrane
Molecular function (GO): metalloendopeptidase activity
Source: RefSeq, a predicted model, not a curated record